This is a messenger RNA of Perca fluviatilis (European perch), 4729 nucleotides long. RefSeq names its product tenascin N (gene tnn). NCBI's taxonomy places the organism in Eukaryota, Metazoa, Chordata, Actinopteri, Perciformes, Percidae. The transcript has 19 exons. The record is from RefSeq and is a predicted model, not a curated record. Bases 130 to 3492 code for a protein of 1120 amino acids. Gene Ontology annotation, molecular function: protein binding.
CAAGAGGAUAGCAGAGAUCUGCAGCAGGCGAAGAGGAGUGGACAAUAAAUUACUUCCUUUAUUUAGCAAGCAUUCAAACUCACAUCCAAAACGUGCUGAAGAAAACAUGUCGGGAGGGAAGAUCAAGCCAUGACCACGAGACUCCUGUGGAAGGCCCUGUGCCUGCUGGUCCUACUCUGCACCGUGUCACCCUUCGGCUCCGCCACCAAUCACCCGGACGCCUCAGCCCCAGAGCAGGGAGUCACCUUCAGCCAUGUCUAUAAAAUCGACAUUCCGGGAAGCUCCAGUUGUAAACUUGAGCGUCUGCCAACCCAGGACGAAACAGGUCUGCAGACAGAGACCACUACGAAUGGAGAGAACGACAUCAUCUUCAGACAUAACAUCAGGCUGCAGACACCAGUGUGUGACUGUGCAGAAUCAGAAAGCUUCAAGUCACUCUUGUACAGAGUCAACGGGCUGGAGGAAGAAGUCAACUACCUAAAGACCCAGUGUACUCAGGGAUGCUGUGGAAGUGGUGGGGCUGCAGGAGUAGACACAAGCUGCAGUGGCCAUGGUACCUACCAACCCGAUACCUGCAGCUGCCUCUGUAACCCAGGAUGGGAAGGCCCAGAUUGCUCAGUGUCCUCCUGCCCUGACGAGUGCAAUGACAACGGCCGAUGUGUGGAUGGGAAGUGUGUGUGCCAUCAGGGCUACACAGGAGAGGACUGCAGCCAGCUGAUGUGUCCAGACAACUGCAACGACAAGGGACAAUGCGUGGAUGGAAAAUGUGUGUGUUUCCCGCACUUCGCCGGCGAGGAUUGCAGCGUCCAGAAGUGUCCCAAUGACUGCAUUGGUAAUGGCCAGUGUGUGGACGGCCAGUGCAUCUGUGAAGAAGGCUUUUAUGGCGAAGACUGUUCAUUAGUCCUCGGCCCUCAGGAUCUGCGGUUGGUCCAGCUAACCGAUGUCUCUCUUUUGGUUGAGUGGGAGUCAGUCCGUGGGGCAGAGUAUUACAUUUUGACAUAUCAUCCCAAAGAUGAUAAGAGUGCCCUGGAGCAGGUCCGGGUUCCCAACACAGAGAACUCCUACCUCAUCACAGGACUCACUCCUGGGGUCACCUACAUUGUCCAGGUGUAUGCCGUCAUCAAAGAAAUUCAAAGUGAAGCCGACACGAUCGAAGCUACCACAGAUGUCUCCGCUAUUGAUGGUAUCCGAGUUCUUGGCCAGACAGAAGUCUCUAUCGAGGUGGACUGGAAGAACCCAUCAGCUGAGGUGGAUCACUUCAGACUCAAACAUACUGACCCGGCAGGACAGGAGGAGGAGCUGAAUGUACAGAGGAGCCAAGAGGCGCGCACCAAACACACUAUUGUUGGUCUGUUUCCAGGAACAGAGUACCAAAUCUCAGUGCAGGCUAUCAAAGGAACAACUGAGGGAAAACCUUCGUCUGUCACUGGUGCCACAGACAUUGAUGCUCCUACCAACCUGGUCACCACUGAAGUAACAGAGGACACUGCCACAGUUUCGUGGGAUCGUGUCCAGGCAGAAAUAGAGGGCUACAUGUUGAGCUACACUUCUGCUGAGGGCUCCAGCACCGACAUCCCCGUAGGACGUGACAGCACCUCGUACAGGCUGGUUGGCUUGAAGCCUGGAGUUCUCCACACUGUCUACAUCUGGGCCUUCAAGGGAGACAAAGUCAGCAGGAAGAGUUCAACAGAAGCUGAAACAGAGCUGGACACUCCUACUAACCUCUUAGCCCGAGAUGAAACAGAGUCCAGCUUCAGGGUGUCCUGGGAUCCCACCCAGGCAGAAAUUGAUGGCUACGCCCUAACCUACAGCUCCUCUGAGGGCUCAAGUGAGGAAAUCCCAGUCGGGUCUGACAGUACUUCAUACAUGCUGACUGGCCUGAGGCCUGGUGUCCCCUACACUGUCUACAUUUGGGCCAUCAAGGGGAGCAAAGUCAGCAGGAAGAUCUCAACAAAAGCUGAGACAGACCUGGAUGCUCCCGCUAACCUCUUAGCCCGAGACGUGAAAGAGACCAGCUUCAGCGUGUCAUGGGAUCCAGCCCAGGCCGAAAUAGAUGGCUACAUCGUAACCUACAGCUCCUCUGAGGGCUAUAGUGGGGAGAUACCAGUAGGGCCUGACAGCACCUCUUUCAUGCUGACUAGUUUGAGGCCUGGGGUCCUCUACACUGUCUACAUCUGGGCCAUCAAAGGAAACAAAGCCAGCGGGAAGAUCUCAACGCAAGCUCAGACAGAACUGGAUGCUCCUGCUAACCUCUUAGCCCGAGAUGAAACAGAGUCCACCUUCAGCUUAUCAUGGGAUCCAGUCCAGGCAGAAAUUGAUGGCUACAUCCUAACCUACAGCUCCUCUGAGGGCUUUAGUGAGGAAAUCCCAGUUGGGUCUGACAGCAGGUCUUACAUGCUGACUGGCCUGAGGCCUGGUGUCCUCUACACUGUCUACAUCUGGGCCAUCAAGGGGAGCAAAGCCAGCAGGAAGAUCUCAACAAAAGCUGAGACAGAUAUUGAUGCCCCUAAGGACCUGAAGGCGACAGAUGUGACGCUGGAGUCUGCUUUCUUGACUUGGGUUCCUCCUCUCGCUGACAUUGAAGGGUACACCCUCAGCUACAGAGAUGAGGAUGGGAGCAUGGAGAUGGUUGAAAAGCAGCUUGGAGCCAGCGAGAACAGUUUUGCUGUGUCCGGUUUGGAGAUGGGGAAGAGAUAUAUUGUCACCAUCAUCGCUUACAAGGAGAACAAGAGGAGCAAGGUGGUAGAGACUAUCUUCAGAACAGUUGGCCUGAUGUACCCCUUCCCCAUGGACUGUGUUCAGAUCAUGAAGAAUGGCAAUAAGAAGAGUGCUAUCUACACCGUCUAUAUUAACAAUGACCGCUCCAAACCAAUUGAGGUUUACUGUGACAUGGAGACUGAUGGAGGCGGCUGGCUGGUGCUCCAGCGACGUACCGUUGGCAAGCUGGACUUUAUGAAACGCUGGAAACAGUACAUAGUCGGUUUUGGCAACAUGACAGACGAGUUCUGGAUUGGUCUGGAUAAGAUAUAUGAGCUCACCAACACUCCUACUCAGUAUGAGCUGAGGUUUGACCUGGGACUUGGCGCAGAGAGAGCCUAUGCUGUAUAUGACAACUUUAAGAUUGCUCCGGUCAAGCAGAAGUUCAAACUCACUAUCGGCAAAUACAGUGGGACAGCAGGUGAUGCUAUGACCUACCACCAAGGCCGACCCUGGACUACUAUUGAUAAUGAUAAUGACAUCGCCCUGGGUAACUGUGCCCUGACCCACCGCGGUGCCUGGUGGUACAAAAACUGUCACCUGGCCAACCCCAACGGAAAAUGGGGAGACAACAGGCACAGUUUGGGAGUGAACUGGGAACCGUGGAAGGGCCACCUGGUGUCCCUCGACUUCACCGAGAUGAAGAUCCGUCCUGUGGGAGCCUUGUCCAGCAGGAAGAGGCGAUCGUUGAUGGCCAGAGAGAAGAGCAGAACCACAAACCUCCAAAAGAAAUAAUGGAGCACCUCCCACUUAGAGCACAACAGUCGUCAUGAGUCCCAUUAACCUGCCAUCACGCUAGAUUUUGGUGUUUCUGUACAUAUGUAUAUGUCCCCACUGGUCUACAUGCCUCUGUGUCUCAACUCUUGGACAGUAUGUACACUUCUUUGGGCAAGGAGAGAAAUACUCAUAAGCAAUAGUAACUUAUUAUCUGUUUGUAUUGUAUACAAUGAGAUUCAUCAGAAAUUCCUAAGUUUAGUGUGAUUGUGGGGAAGUGGUGAAUAGAAAACUGACUUGGAGUUGUUUUGAAUUGAAGAUUAACAAGUUUAGUCUUAUCAGUUAUAAUGCAAAUAUUAUUUGUUUAAUUCCUGUUUCACUGAUUCUGGUAGUAACCUCAAUUAUUAAUUUAGGAAACGGUAGAUUUAAGUUCAAUUGGAAACCUGCAUUCAUUUUAACUUUCUUUUUUAAACCUCAGGGCAGCAGCCCAGGUUAUUUGUAUUAUUUUUGUUUAUUUUAUGUCCUGUGAAGAAUUUGAGUAGCAGUUUUUCUUGUGUAUAGUAGUAUUGUCAUAACAACAUAAAUGUAAAAAUGGCUUGUGUGUUUUGUUUUAAGAUCAGUUAGUGUGAGUUUAUUGACUAUGACGCUAUCUGGCUGUGUCUCAUUCAGCUGUCGCUGCUGCACACACUGUCAAAUUAGUGUGUCAGACAAGCCAGAGAAUAACAAUGGAUGGCCAUACUGCUCCUGCUUUACAUUCAUAUUAUAGGCACAGCGCAUAUCAAUCAAUGUGAUGUGCCUACAUAACGUCAAUAAGGAUGAAGUUUAUCCCAUCCCCAGGGAUCUAAUGACCAAACUCUUGUUUUCAGUAUGGGAAGCUGAAAAAGGUUAUUAAUACUGCUUUGACUUUGACUUUAAUUACAUUUUUCUACACUUUUAUUACAAACUGCUGGUUUAUGAGACAAGUAUGGAGCACAUCAAUCAACAUUUCUGCUGAUCUGCCAGAAUUGAUUGGCCCCGCUCCUCAUAAAUUUUGCGUUCACUAAAAUGUCUAUUUAAACCUUCAUAGCCCAUAAGGUUUUAUUCUAACAAAUCCUCAAAGAGUUUCACAGUCAGAAAUGAGGACUGUCGCUAAGGAAUUUAAAAACCUGUAUAUGAGACUUUUGUUUUACUAAUUGUAUUGUCCUAACAUUAUAGGUGGUCAUUCAUAUUCGUGCCACACAUUUCACACAAUAAGAAAAUAAAGUUUUUUUUAUAUGAA